Molecule: messenger RNA, 1691 nt
Organism: Puntigrus tetrazona (Sumatra barb)
Lineage: Eukaryota; Metazoa; Chordata; Actinopteri; Cypriniformes; Cyprinidae
Gene: zdhhc24
Product: zinc finger DHHC-type containing 24
Exons: 4
Coding region: 227-1102 (291 amino acids)
Biological process (GO): protein targeting to membrane; peptidyl-L-cysteine S-palmitoylation
Cellular component (GO): Golgi apparatus; endoplasmic reticulum
Molecular function (GO): protein-cysteine S-palmitoyltransferase activity
Source: RefSeq, a predicted model, not a curated record
UGUUUCAGGUGCAACACAGACCUGUCAGUGCCAUAAACUGUUAGACUCCAGCACCAGUUCAUUGUUAAAGACAACAGCCAGCGGGGCAUCGUUUGUUCCGCAUUUAUCGUCAGAAAGAUACUCCGAAUGGAAUGACAGAUUCGAGCAAACGUGCAUCGAGUGGCUUUACAGGUAGGAAACAGGUUGAGCAGGUAGUCUCACGGGCGGAUGAUUUAAAGCUGAAAACAUGGCAAGGUUCAUGAGUAGACUGUGGUGUAAGGUGGAGUCAUCCGGUCGCCAUCUGCCCAUCGUUCUGAACGCCGUGCUGGUGUUCUCCAUCACUGCCGAGGUCAGUUACCUGGUGCUGGUGGAGGCGCCCCUUGAGCCAGAACAGAAGAAGACCGAGUGGUCCGCCAUGUGGAAGGCCAUGCAUCUCUUCGCUCAGUAUUUCAUGUUGGGAAACAUAACCUGGAAUGCAUCGCUGUUUGUCAAAACCAACCCGAGUAUUCGAGGAGUGUUUCUUGGAGGGGAUACGUUGGGUCAAGGGUGGAGGUACUGUUACAACUGUGAGACACACACUCCUCCACGAUGCUCGCACUGCUAUGACUGCAACGUGUGUGUGCUGCGACGGGAUCACCACUGUGUGUUUUUUGGCCAGUGUGUUGGUUUCCACAAUUACCGGUAUUUCCUGACCUGUCUGCUCUUCAUGUGGGCAGGGCUGCUCUAUGCGGUAGUCAUGAAUGCCGAGGUUUUCAUUGUCAUCCUGAAGGAGGGCGUAACGUUUCACAGCAUCAUGCUUUUGCUCGUGCCCUGGAUAAUGCUCGUCUCUGGACAGGUGACGGCACGAGCGUUUGCCUUUGCAUUCAUUGCAGAUACUUGUGUAGUGGGCUUCCUGUUGGUUGCUGCGUUCCUCUUCUUUCAUGUAGCUCUGAUGCUGAGGGGACAGACCACACGCGAGUGGUACUCCACACGGCAGCCGUACAACCUAGGAGUGCUGGCCAACAUCAGGGAAUGCUUGGGCAGGUACUGGUACAUCUGCUGGCUCUGUCCUUUGAUACCUUCCCCACUGCCCGGAGACGGCAUCAAUUUCAAGGUGACGGGUUCACUAGAGCCCAUGAAGUAGGGUGUGCGCUGAAAGAUAUUUUCUCAUUGCAAUUUUAAUACGUUGGCCCAGCUGAUGCAGAACGGCAUGUUUUUGAGCCUGAAGCAGAAGCAGCGGCUGCAUGCUGCGCUCACGCCAAACAAUUAGCGUCUCUUACCAGCUAUUUUUUUAUCUGAAGAACCAGCACGACAUGCUGAUUUCUGAUUUCACCUUUACAGUUUUGCUCGUCAGGAGUCUUAAAGUUUUUAAUUGGCGCAAUUUGGUUUAUGUAAAGUAUUUUAUUAUGCAUUUUCUCACUUGUUCUAUUGUGUAAUAUUUGCUUUUGUGAAGCAAAAAGUGUUUUAUUAUUGUUUCACCUGCUCUUUUUUUUUUUUUUUUUUUUUUGCAGUCAUUAAUGUGCCAAAUAAUUUGUUCAAACAAAUGUAAAUGUGUCAUUUUUUCUUUUGUCCUGUUAUAAAACACAAUUAUUAUUUUUUUCAUUGUAUGGAGCUGAAUAUUGUUCGUCUUAAGUCUUAUGUUUAUGUUUGUUAUAGUGAAUCAGUACCGAUGCAUAUGUUAUCUUUCUUUAAAAUAAAUUUAAAAUAAAAAGUUUUUAUUUUUUGUUAUCUAA